Messenger RNA from Necator americanus (New World hookworm), 984 nucleotides. RefSeq lists its product as uncharacterized. Lineage: Eukaryota; Metazoa; Nematoda; Chromadorea; Rhabditida; Ancylostomatidae. Gene Ontology annotation, molecular function: structural constituent of cuticle. The record is from RefSeq and is a predicted model, not a curated record. Bases 1 to 984 code for a protein of 327 amino acids. The transcript is spliced from 7 exons.
AUGGUUGCAAACUACGCGGUUCGCCAUUUUGGCAUCGUUGUAUGUGUGCUCUCCGUAGUUUCGACGAUCACACUUCUUCUCACCGUGGUAAACAUCUGGCAACGAGCCAACACCUUUAAGGGAAAUGCUAUGGGACGAAGUCAAUCAUUCGCGAAAAAAUCACAAAUAAUCUGGGCAGAAAUGAGUGAAAUGAAUCGAGUUGUUCGAGUUCCGAGAGACUAUGGAGUGUCAGCGACGGAAGAACUAAAAAAAGGAAUCUUGCACAAAUGUAGUCAAUGUACACGCCUGCAUUGCCCCGCCGGACAGGCCGGUAAGGAAGGAGGACCUGGUUUGGACGGCGAUCCAGGGGCACCUGGAAAGCCUGGUAUACCGGGCAUGGACGGUGAGGAUAUCGAGCUCAAUGCACAGGUUGAAAUGCCGUGCACAAUUUGUCCAGCAGGACCGCCCGGUCCACGAGGUGCACAAGGAGAACGAGGAUUGAGUGGUAGAGCGGGCAGUAAAGGAACAUCAGGCACUCCUGGUGAACCUGGAACGGCUGGAUUUCCUGGAACCCCUGGAUACAUUGGUCAUCGUGGUGCACAUGGUGACAACGGAAUUCGUGGUCCGCCAGGCGAAAAUGCAAUAGCAGGUGAAGGAAUAAAAGGACCUCUAGGUGUACCUGGUUCACAGGGAGCAAAGGGACCACCGGGAACUCCUGGUCGUCCAUCGAACGUCCGAGGAGCACCGGGGCGAACCGGAUCCAGAGGUGGAAUUGGAGCGACAGGAAAGUACGGACCAUAUGGUGAACGCGGUAGUGCUGGACCUCCAGGAGAACCUGGAAUGCCAUCCACCUACUGUCCUUCGGAUUGUGGUGUCAACACGAUCAUUUCCAUGAUCGGAGAACUCGAGCCUCAACCUCCAUCCGUCGGCUAUGAUCAGCAGUCACCAGAGCCGACUCAUGAGUCUUUCGAUGAAAUGUCAUACCGUAAUUUCUAUAAGGAAUAG